Molecule: messenger RNA, 6332 nt
Organism: Conger conger (European conger)
Lineage: Eukaryota; Metazoa; Chordata; Actinopteri; Anguilliformes; Congridae
Exons: 44
Coding region: 1132-5673 (1513 amino acids)
Biological process (GO): lipoprotein metabolic process; lipid transport
Cellular component (GO): membrane; extracellular region
Molecular function (GO): lipid binding
Source: RefSeq, a predicted model, not a curated record
CAUGCAGUAGAAUCCAAGUGUUUUGCGGAUGAGUCUAAAACUAUGAAUAGGGAAAUCUGACAAACACAAUAUUGGGGAUGGUUUUGGUGCGCUUGAGGAACACCUUGAUAUGUUGCUGAUGUGAUUUUGUAGAGUGCCGUGGAAAUGUGUGCGGGCGGGUGCGGUCAUGUGUUCGCGUGUUAAAGUCUUUUGAAAGUCGACGUGUUUGUAUAGGCUACAAACAACUGAGUUCAAAGAUGGAGCAGUGUCUACGUCCAGAUGUUCAACGGACAAAACACAAACCGGCCAAACCGCCUCAGCCACCACCCAAACCACCAAAGACUGUGCCUCCACCCAAACCUACAUCUGAGGUCAACGGAAAUGUGAUCCAGAAAGAGAGGACGGCUCUGUUACCUCCGCAUAUGUCCAGGAAUGAGCAGCACCUGAGUAGGAAGAGCAAUGACGCCCGAGAGUUAAAUUUGAAUCUGCAGGAAAACAACGAUGACACUGGAAGAGAGAUUCAGUCACAACAUGAGGCAAGCCUUUCUGGAGAAAUGGGGCUAUAUUAGUACUGUGUGGGGUAGACUCGCUGGUGUUUUUAUGGAGCUUUAAAAACUCAAUUAUCUUCACAAUGAUUAAAGGUACAAUAGGUAAGAUUUUUGUGUUAAAGCAUUGUCAGAAGACCAUUGUGAAUACCUUCCAAUCAUUGAAAAAGGCUCACUGACAUGUCGACUCACCCUCUGCCUGUGUUUAUUGUCCUUUAAAUUUUGGUUUCAAAAUAUACAGUCAAUGGCCCGACACUUGGUACCAAAACGUUGUAUAGCUGUACAAUAAUUAAAGCUCAUUGGUUGAAAAUUGGUCCUAAUUGCCGCAGCCAAUGGUGUUUCCACGUCAGCGCAUUUACAGAGAAGGGGGAGGGAUAAACAGUGUUGUAUUUGUUGCUGCUAUUCCUCUCUUGAUCAUUAGAAGUCCGAAAUUACCUAUUGUACCUUUAAUGAAGCAAAACAUAUGUGUAAAAUUUUUAUUAAAUAAUAAUAAAAAAACAAGCCAAAUGUAACUUCAAUGCAUUAGGGGGCAAGUCUUCAGUCAGGUCCUCAUUAACUACUUUAACACCUUACCUUCCAUUCCUCUUUUCCCGUUCAGGAAAAGGGAAUGUUCAGUGGGAUUUUCCAGAAUGUGCCAAAAGACAGAGCCCCCACCUUCACUAGUUACAUAACAGACAUUCAUCCAGAGAAAGAGGAAAGCCAACUUGGCAAACAGGAGAAAGGAGGAAUGUUCAGUGGGAUGUUCAAAAAAUCCCCCAAACCCGCCGAUCGCACCAUACCUGUACAGGAAGAGGAAUCUGUACAGAGUGAAUCCUCAGCCAGCAAGGACAAUCUCUCAGAUAUCGGCACAAAGGAGAAAGUAGGAAUGUUCAGUGGAAUGUUCAGAAAACCUCACAAACCUGCUGGAGGUGCUGCACCUGCACAGGACAAUCUUUCUACACAAACUGAACUCGCUGACAACAACAACACAAAGGACAAUCUCUCUACAAACUCCAAGCUCUCCACCAGCAAUGACAAUCUCUCUGACAUUAACACAAAGGAAAAGGGAGGGAAGUUCAGUAACAUGUUCAAAAAAGCCCUUAAGCCAGCUGAGCUCGCAGUUCCUGCACAGGAAACUGGAUCAACACACGGUGAACUAUCCGCCGGUGAGGACAGUCUGUCUGACAGCAGUACAAAGGACAACAUUUCGACAGACAAAAAGCUCUCGGGCAGCAAUGAGAGUCUCUCUGACAUUGACACAAAGGAAAAAGGAGGGAAAUUGAGUAGAAUAUUCAAAACGGCCUCUAAGCCUGCUGAGCACACAGUCUCUGCACAGGAAAAUGAAUCGGACAGUGAUGACAGUCUCUCGGAAAACAAUGCAAAGGAGAAAGGAGGAAUGUUCAGUGGAAUGUUCAGGUCCAAAGCUUCCAAACAUUCUAGAGAUUCUACACCGGCACAAGACAAUCUUUCUACACACAGUGAACUCUCAGACAGCAACGAGUGUCUCUCUGGCAGCAACAACACAAAGGAAAAGAAAGGAGGAGUGUUGACCGGAAUCUUAAAAAAAGCCUUCAAACCUGCUGAACACACAGCUCCUGCACAGGUAGAUGAAUCGUUACAGAGUGAACUCUCUGCCAGCAACGACAAUCUCAGCACAAAGGAGAAAGGGGGGAUGUUCAGCGGAAUGUUCAGAAAACAUCCUAAAUCUUCUGAGGGUCCUAAGCAUGCACAGGAAAAUGAAUCACAGGAUGAACUCUCAGCCAGCAAUGAGAGUCUCUCCGAUAUCAACACAAAGGAAAAAGGUGGAAUGUUCGACGGAAUGUUCAGAUCCAAGUCUGACACAACUUUUGAACAUGCGACACCUGCACAGGACAAUCUUUCUACACACCGUGAACUCUCAGCUAGCAAUGACGAUCUCUCUGACAACACAAAGGAAAGAGGAGGAAUGUUUACUGGAAUUUUCAAAAGACCUGCGAAACCUGCUGAGCACAAAGUACCUGCACAGAAAAAAGAAUCGACAGGCAAUGAGCUCUCGGCCAGCAAUGACAAUCUCUCAGACACCGGCACAAAGGAGAAAGGAGGGAUGUUCAGUGGAAUGUUCAAAAAGCAUCCUAAAACAUCUGAAGGUCCUACAUCUGCACAAGAAAAUGAAUCGCAGGAUGAACUCACGGCCAGCAAUGAGAGUCUCUCCGAUAUCAACACAAAGGAAAAAGGUGGAAUGUUCAGUGGAAUGUUCAAAUCCAAGUCUGAAAAAACAUUUGAACAUGCUGCACAGGACAAUCUUUCUACACACCAUGAACUAUCAGCUAGCAGUGACAAUCUUUCUGACAAUACAAAGGGUGGGAUUUUCAUUGGAAUGUUCAAAAGACCAGCUAAGCCUACUGAGCAUAAAGUACUUGCACAGAAAAAUGAAUCCACAAGCGAUGAGCUCUCGACCAGCAAUGACAAUCUCUUGGAUAUCAACCCAAAGGAGAAAGGAGGAAUGUUCGGUGGAAUGUUCAGAUCCAAGGCUCGUCCUACACCUGCAGAGGAAACGGGAUUUGCACGGGGUGAACUCUCCACUAGCAAUGACAGUCUAUCGGAGAAGAACUCAAAGGAAAAAACAGGGAAGUUUGGUGGAAUAUUCCGAAGAGCUCCUAAACCUGCACAGGUUUCCCCAGAGACCGAUGGUGGAACUCCAGCAGGUAGAGAUAAGAAGAGGGACGAUUUGAAGAUGAAGAGGAGGGUAUCAUUCAGAGUGAAGAGAACACUUCCCAGAAAUGCAAGACUUCAGUCCCCAAUGAAGGAUUUGGAGGAAGAGGAUCUAUUGGCAGAGUCUUUUGAAUUGGAGGACCUGAGCUCUGUGCAGGAGAGCUCAGUGGAGAUUGAGAUGGUGGAGAUGGCCCCUAUGCCCAGAGAAGGAAACCCUCUUGACUCCGACGAGGACGAUGAUGGCCUGCUGGAAUGGUGGAGAACCGUAGAAGGUUGGGAUGAAUGGAAUGAAUCCUCAAACUUUAAAGAGGACGAGGAAGAACUGGCAGUGGAGCAGGCCGCUGACCGUGUGUACAUGGCGGCUCAGCUGUUCGUGCGCCUCUUCAACCAGCGGGGGGGGUCCCUGCAGCAGCGCAUCCUGGAGCUGCUCGCUCUGGCCGACGCGGCCGACAACUUCCACAAGCAGACGGUGGCGGCCAGCAUGGGGGGCGGAGUGGCCAGCGUGGUGGGGAGCGUGGCCACCAUCACGGGCCUCAUCCUCGCCCCCUUCACCUUCGGCACCUCCGUCAUCGUCACGGCCAUAGGCAUCGGCGUGGCGACCGCCGGCGGCAUAGCCUCCGCCUCCGCCAACAUCACGGACACGGUCCACUCCAACAUGGACCGCAAGAAAGUGGAGAAAAUGAUCCAGGGCUACCAAGACGAGAUCAAGGACAUCCGGGAAUGCAUGGAAUUUGUACAGGAUGGGAUGGAUGCGCUUCAAGAGUGGAACUUUGAGAAAUACACGGAGAGCGUGUCAAAACGUGCACUGAAUCAGAACGUCAAACAUGUAGUGAAGGAAGGCGCUCGAGCGGGCAAGGCUCUGAUGAUCAACACGGACCAACUCAUCAGCACUGUGCAAGUGCUGAGUGUAGCAGGUGGGGCGGCCAAAGCUGCCCAGGUGAUCAGCGUCACCACUGGCGUCAUGUCCGCACUCUUCCUCGCUCUCGACAUCUUCUUCCUCGCCAAGGACUCUCAUGAGCUGCGCAAGGGUGCCAAGACGCAGUUUGCUACUAAGCUCCGUGAGGUGUGCAAGGAACUGCAAGAUGGAAUUCUAGAAUUGAACCGCGUAAAAACUGAGUUGCAGAAGACCAUGGAUGGCAUUGAGGUGGAAGAGUUUGAGGAGGAUGAGGAUGAUGAUGAUGAGGAGGAUGAAGAUGAUUUGGAUCUUGAGUCUGACCCGAAAAAACUGGCCGAACUGGAGGAGGAGAUAAACCAGAUAGAACAGAAACUGGACCAGGAAGUCCUGGAGAAGAAAAGGGAGGGAGACGGAAGAAAGGAGACGAAAAUAAAUGAUAAUAAGGAAGACCAUGUAAAGCCCCAAAGUGGAAAGAUGGAAAAGGGUGAAGAAGAAGCAGAAAGUGUGAAGCAAGAGGGGGAAGAAAGAGUAGAAAAAGGGAAGGUAGAAACCGAAAGACGAAAAUAUGGGACCGAUGGGAUGGCAAAAGAUGGAAAUCAAGACGAUGGAAAUGAAAAAAUAAAACUUGUUGAACAAGAGAAGGGUGAAAAUGGAGGUGAAGAAGAGGUAAAAAAGAAAAAGAGCGAAGGGGAUGAACAGGGUGAAAGGGCAAAGGGAGAGGUGGAUGACCAGGGGAAGAAUGUAAAAAGAGAGGGGAACGAACAAAGGAAAAAGGAACCUGAAGACUCGUUGGACGGAAGCAAAAACUCAGAGAGAGGGGGGGAUGAAUCGGGUAAAAAGGAAAGCAGAUGGGGGAGUGAAGAGCAGAAGAAUGAAAAGAAACACAGGGAUGAACGGAGGAAGGAUGCAAAGAGAGAGGGAGAUGAACUGGGUAAAAAAGUAAGGAGAGGGGGAGAUGAAUGGAGGAAGAAUGCAAAGGCUGAGUGGGAUGGACAAACAAAAAAAGAACCAAGACAGGAUGAUGAACAAUGGAAGGAUGAAAGUAGGAAAAGUGGAAAGAAAGAGGAGGGUGAACACUGGAAGGAUGCAAAGAGAGAGGGUGAUGAACAUGGGACAAGUGGAAAGGGAGAGAGUGAUGAACGAGGGAAAAGUGGGAAGAAAGAAGGGGAUGAACACCGGAAGGAUGCAGAACGAGAGGGGGGUGAACAAAGGAAAAGUGGAAAGAGAGAGGGUGAUGAACGACGGAAGGAUGCCAAGAGAGAGGGUGAUGAACAUAGGACAAGUGGAAAGAGAGAGGGGGAUGAACGAGGGAAAAGUAGAAAGAAAGAGGGUGAUGAACGAUGGAAGGAUACAAAGAGAGAGGGUGAUGAACACAGGACAAGUGGAAAGAAAGAGGGGGAUGCACAGGGGAAGAGUGGCAAGAGAGAGCGUGACUCCAUUCCUCCACCAGCUCGGCCACGAUCCAAGGCUAUAUCCCACAGCACAGAAGAGACUAGCUGGGAGGAGCCAGUCUCAGACCCAAAAGGCCCGCCCCCAGUCCCACGCAAGAAGCGCUCUUCUCACCGAGAGCCGCUCUCAAUCUAACCCCCAUAACUAAUGAAGAAGGCAUGUCUGCUAGUUCAGCAGAUCUAGGGGAUUACACAAGCUUCCUAACCUAAUGUUGUCCAAUCAAUUUAGUUUUGUUUUUCGAUUUUAUUUUGAUGGGCCACUUUUAUUUGAAUCCUCUACUUAUAGUAUUUAUAGAUUUACAUUUUAGGAAACUUCAACUAUUCAUUUUUUUGGUGAGGGGAAUACAUUCCUCUAGGCAUCUUUUUCUUUUUUUGUAUGGUUUACUCUACUUUAGCAUGUAUUGAAGAUGUGUUCAUGUCUAGGAUGAAUAGAAACACCUGGUUUAUUUGCACUUUAUUCUGUCCUGACUGUUUGGAUCCUCACUGUUGUCAUGUUGUCACCACUUUGUGUUUAAUUUAUAGUUUCACAUCUCAAAGGUUUCAAAUGAAGAACACUACAAAUGUUUCUGAAUGUGGAUUUAAUCACCAUUUUUGUGUAAAUCAUACUUGGGUAAUGUAUUAUGGCUGCUAGCAAUGAAUUAUCAUGGGCCCUAUUUUAUUGUGCUCUUGUUUUUAAUGGUAAAUUAUUUGGUUUCAUAUUUUGGUAAUAUAACUUUGCAGAUUUGUAGAAUUAUCUUACUCUAUUUAUUGGUGGCCGGUUUGUAAUUUACAAUAAAGAUCUUCUCAAUUUCAUUA